Messenger RNA from Cyprinodon variegatus (sheepshead minnow), 2936 nucleotides. It is a transcript of the gene b3galt2, whose product is annotated as beta-1,3-galactosyltransferase 2-like. Bases 1117 to 2208 code for a protein of 363 amino acids. NCBI's taxonomy places the organism in Eukaryota, Metazoa, Chordata, Actinopteri, Cyprinodontiformes, Cyprinodontidae. Gene Ontology annotation, cellular component: membrane. Gene Ontology annotation, molecular function: N-acetyl-beta-D-glucosaminide beta-(1,3)-galactosyltransferase activity. The transcript is spliced from 3 exons. The record is from RefSeq and is a predicted model, not a curated record.
CCGUCAGUGUAGCGGUAGCUGACAGACAGCCUUCACGGACUAACAGCUGUCUGGACCAGCUGAGAAAUUUGACCGGAGUCCAAACGAUAUCAGAGGAAGCCUUCAGGAGAGUAGAAAAUAAAAAGAAGAGGAGGCAAAGCCAGGAGGGGAAGGUAGAUGAGUUAUUGCUUUUGUUCUCCUUCUAGGAGUCUGGGGGUUUAUGCUUCGCUGUUUACCGGACUAAGGUGGGAGCUCAUAUUUUUGUAAUUCUGUUUUCCUCCAUCGCGUUUCAUUGCGCCUGCACUGCCCAGCAGCCAGGCUAGGCACCGUGGAGGAGCAGCCGCUUACUUGCAGCUCCAUCGCCGCUGCGCUCCUUCUUCCUCCAGCGGGUCGGCUCCAGGUGGAAGUGCGGAGAUGCGCUUUUCUAUACGAAAUGGACGUUUCUCUGGAGAAGGAUAAACUUGGAUGAGAUCUAGGAAACAAACUGGAAACUGCAUUGUUGAGCAGGAAUUUAUUGUUUGAAAAAUAGUUAUAUAACGAAAGAGAAGAGGGGGUAAAAAGGGAGUCGCUCCAGGAGGAGAACCAAACCCCGCAGGUUACUUGAGCUGCUGCGGGCAUGGGGAGCAGGAGGGUCGCUGACACAUCCAACGCAUCCGAGGUGUCUGUGCAAAUAGACAAAAGGGAGGCAGAGGACGACUAAAGAGGCGGUGAUGGAGGGUGAAGGCAGCGGGGUUCAGUCCACCCAUCAGCCGUCUGCAGCCCUGUCAGCAGCCGCAGCAUGAGGUGGAUUGAGGGAACUGACACAGAGGAGGUGGCCCUUAUUAUAACCUGAAGAAGACAGGACCCAGUGCCUGACCUUGUGUUUGUCGAAAGUGCCAAAGAAGAGAAGGGGAAAAGCGUCAUUGGUAAAAAGAAAAUUGCUGCCUUCUCCUUUCAAGCCAGAGCCCUUUCAACCUUACUUCAAGCUACUCUUAGGGGCUCAACUGUCCCUUUGACUUCACCAGAAGCCUCCCCCAACCCAUCUGCCAGCACAGAUAACUGUCUGAUUGUUGGCACCCACAUGUUUGAGGUGACUCUGUGUGACCACCGCUGCCCAUUUUCGAACAGAAGCAGUGACUUGCAAACCCAUUCUGCACCAUGCAGUGGAGACGGCGGCACUGUUGUCCUAUUAAGAUGACCUGGACCAUCAAACGUUCCCUCUUUCGGACCCAUGUGGCAGGUCUACUUUCUCUGGCUCUACUCUUUACAUUGCUUUUAUUUCUUAGCCACCAGGAAUGGUUGCCUGGGCGCAGUGGGCCUCGUGACACCCCUGUAACAUACACCAUCAGGGGUCUUGGGAGUCCCGAGGGGGAUGCCAACCAGAGCAGUUCUCUGAGGAGCCUGUGGAAGGAGACGGGGUAUGGAGCCUCAAAGCCUCUUCUCAACCUCAGCUCUCAACAAGCAGAGGGGACACCAGCCAUCAGGCAGACAUGGGGAAAUGAGACUGUAGCAGGGGGGGUUGGGUUUGUUCGGCUUUUUCUUCUUGGCACAGGAAAGAGUUUAGAUGCCUUUCUUCAAAGUAGCAUUGAAGAAGAGAGCCGUGUUUACCAUGAUAUCAUCCAACAGGACUAUCAGGACACCUACUACAACCUAACCACCAAAACCUUGAUGGGGAUGAACUGGGUGGCAACCUAUUGCCCAAAAGUCUCCUAUGUGAUGAAGACAGACAGCGACAUGUUUGUCAAUACUGAGUAUCUUGUUCAAAAGCUGCUAAAACCUGAACUACCCCCCAAAAGGAGAUAUUUUACAGGAUAUUUAAUGAGGGGCUUCGCACCAAACAGAAACAAGGAAAGCAAGUGGUACAUGCCGCCAGAGGUUUAUCCAAGCGAGCGCUACCCCAUAUUUUGCUCAGGCACAGGGUAUGUGUUCUCAGGGGACCUGGCCGAAUUGAUCUAUCAGGCCUCACUUAGCAUACGCAGACUGCACCUGGAGGACGUUUAUGUAGGAAUCUGCCUGGCAAAGUUACGCAUUGACCCAACACCCCCUCCCAAUGAGUUCCUCUUCAACCAUUGGCGCGUCUCUUAUUCCAGUUGUAAGUACAGCCACCUGAUAACGUCCCAUCAGUUCCACCCCAAAGAACUUAUGAAGAUAUGGAAUCACCUGCAGAGCAACAAGCACAACGCCUGUAUUAAUACUGCCAAGGAAAAGAACAGCAGACACAGAAAGUUCCAUGGGCACAGAGCUCCAUGAAUUAUUCCUUGAUGACCGCCUGCCUCAGAAAAAAGGAUGUUGCUUGAAAUAAGGAAAUAUUCAACUCGGCACUAAACACUAUAUAAGAAAAAAGCACAUUGUUUUUGGUAUUGUGUACAGCAACCUAUUUUUUUAUUUUUAAAGUAAUUGCAAACCUUUCAAACUAUUUCCGAAAGGAAGAACUGGAAACAUGAUUGUUUGAUGCACAGAGAAAGUUGCAGCUCAAAAUCUGGGUUUAGGAUAAUUCAGGUGCUAACAGAUUGGUGGAAAUUGAUGCUCUUAAUGAUAGUGCAGUACAUCAAAGACUACAAUGUUUAAAGAGACGGGUUAAAAAAAAACACCACUUUGUUUACACAGACAAAGGGAAAUGUACGUUUAUUUUGAAAAGUUACACUACCUAAAUAUAAAUGAAUGAAUGAUCUAAAUCUUUAACAUGACCAGUUAUGCUGCCCUGUUUUUUGCUGUUUAAAUUACAGAUCUAUCAAAAGACACCUCUAAUAGUGGGUUUCUUCUCAUCCAAUGUAUUUUAUUUUUGAAAGGUUUCACAUAAAGCAACCACAAUCACAUCAGAGAUGACUGAGAUUGUAUUUUCUAAAGCUUUACAUUGAGUAUAACUCUGCACUUAAGUAAAUGUGCAAUGACUCAUUUGAAAAAAAUAAAUAAAUGUACUGAAUUCAUUUUGCUUGAAUUUCUUGUAUCUUUUUACCUCAUCAAUUGCAUUGGGGUCC